GAACUCAAGCAGUAUUCAUUUCAAGCAAUGUAAGAAGAGCUGGAACACGAGGAGUCACGUGACGACUGAUGCCAUCACGCAUGCGCAGCGAGGCGUGUGCGCUCAGGGAGUUGCGCGAGCAUCGAUACACCUGUGCUGCUCACCGCAAGACAAAAUGUCAGGAUUCGAUAACAACCCCUUUGCCGCACCAGUUGAUGUCAAUCCUUUUCAGGAUCCAUCAGUUACUCAGGUGACCAACACUGCAGCUGAAAGCAUUGGAGAGUUUAACCCAUUUACAGCUGGUGCUCUGGAUGAGCGCACCAUUCCCAUAUCAGGCACCUCUCAGCCAGCUGUCCUGCAGACCACAGUGGAGCCCAGUCCUCAGGCCAGUGUCGCUGCAGGACAGGCUGAGCUCCUCCGUCAGCAAGCGGAGCUGGAGAAGAAGGCUGCUGAGCUGGAGCGUAAAGAGCAGGAGCUUCGGGAUCGAAACACAGCACUAGGUAAAGAAAACAACUGGCCACCCUUGCCCAAGUUUUUCCCCAUAAAACCUUGCUUCUAUCAGGAUUUUAAUGAAGAAAUUCCUGUGGAAUAUCAGAGGGUUUGUAAGAUGAUGUACUACCUCUGGAUGUAUCACAGUGUGACACUGUUUCUGAACCUGCUGGCCUGUCUGGUGUAUUUCACUGUCUCUAUUCAGAAUGGAGUGGACUUCGGACUCUCAAUCCUUUGGUUUAUUUUGUUCACUCCUGUAGCUUUCCUCUGCUGGUACAGACCUGUAUACAAAGCCUUUAAAUCUGACAGCUCCUUCAGUUUCUUCUUUUUCUUCUUUAUUUUCUCAUUCCAAGUAAUAGUGUACAUCAUUCAGAGUGUGGGGAUCCCCGGCUGGGGAAACAGUGGCUGGAUCACGGCCAUCUCUGUGCUCAAGAUUAACAUAGCCGUGUCAGUCUUCAUGAUGGUGGUGGCUGGAUUCUUCAGUGUCAAUGCUGUGCUGUCCAUUAUCUUACUGAAAAUGGUUCACUCCAUGUAUAGACACACAGGUGCAAGCUUGAAGAAGGCGCAGGAAGAGUUUUCUCAGGGGGUCGUCACUAACCAAACCUUCCAGUCUGCUGCAACCACAGCUGCAUCUUCAGCCAUGCAGGGAGCCUUUCAGUAACAGCCACAGAUAAUGUUACAAACUGUCAUCAAGUUCUGCACAUGAACCUCCAUCAAACAACCCAAACCUCUUAUGGAAGGACAAUUUGUUUUUGAGGCUUCUUAAAGCUAAGGUUUUUUUUUUUUUUUUCCUGCUGCAAUACAUUCAUUUGUUUACUGAAAGUUACGUGGCUGUUGAUCGGUGAGGCACUUUAGAUGAAAACAUGGGUUCUGUGAGAGUACAGGUUGUAUUUUCUUCCUGUAUUCCUCGUGUAAUGAAGGCAAUAUUUAGAGAUGGUUUUAAGAAUAAGUUAUGUUAAGUUAAAGUGUUUCUGAGGCACUAUUUAAAUGGUUUAUAUAAUGUUACAACAUUGUUACAAUAUAGUUCAAAUUCCAGUCAAUCUAAAUGGUACUGUCUAGUUUUGUCCCUGCUAUAUGUACUUUGAUACCUUUUGUGAAAUGUAUUGUUACAUGUUGAAUUAUUCUAGAGUUCGAUUUUGUCUUUAUACCCCAACUCAAAUAAUUGCAUGUCAGCUGAUGUCUCAGUAUUGGUUUUACAGCAUGUGAACAGCCAUUCCCAAACAAAAAAUGUACAUUUACUUAGUCUUUAGAGUGAACCGUAGUACUGCUGUGAAAAAGUGCUGUUAUCUGUUUGUUGCAGUCUUGUUACAUUCUCAAACUGAAGUGAUUUUGCAGUGUUCUCAAUUACGAACAAAAUAUGUAUAUAUUUAUAAAUUAAUCAGAUCUUAUUUUACUGUGGUUAACUUGGGUGGGCUGCUCAAAUAUUUUAUGAGUUAUUGUUAAAUAAACUUACUCUGAUUAA
This is a messenger RNA of Cyprinus carpio (common carp), 1930 nucleotides long. RefSeq names its product secretory carrier-associated membrane protein 2-like. The record is from RefSeq and is a predicted model, not a curated record. NCBI's taxonomy places the organism in Eukaryota, Metazoa, Chordata, Actinopteri, Cypriniformes, Cyprinidae. Gene Ontology annotation, cellular component: recycling endosome membrane; trans-Golgi network membrane. Gene Ontology annotation, biological process: protein transport.